Verruconis gallopava is the source of this 2701-nucleotide messenger RNA. Its product is annotated as histone deacetylase RPD3. The record is from RefSeq and is a predicted model, not a curated record. Gene Ontology annotation, molecular function: histone deacetylase activity. The coding region runs from base 175 to 2265 and encodes 696 amino acids. The transcript is spliced from 3 exons. NCBI's taxonomy places the organism in Eukaryota, Fungi, Ascomycota, Dothideomycetes, Venturiales, Sympoventuriaceae.
CCGCAGUCUUCCAAGACUCUCGCCCUCUGCGCUCCCGCGCCUCUUGAUCUGAUUUUUACGCCUUAACAGCCAAUCCGUGCUUCACUACCUCCUGGCCUGCUGCUCUGCACCAUCGACCUUGCUGCAAUUUCCAUCCUCACAUCCUCAAAAUUAUCAUCGCGCGACAUAAACCGCAUGGAAAUGUCUGAUAAGGCGUUCGCGCCGCUCGACGAGCAUGGCUCUACCCUUCCCCGCAAAGACAAGGUCGCGUACUUCUACGAUUCCGACGUUGGAAACUACGCAUACGUGGCAGGGCAUCCCAUGAAACCCCAUCGUAUACGAGUUGCGCACUCCUUGAUCAUGAACUAUGGCUGCUAUAAAUACAUGGAGAUAUACCGUGCGAAGCCAGCGACGAAGUACGAGAUGACACAGUUCCACACCGACGACUACGUAGAUUUCCUGCAGCGGGUCACGCCAGAUAACAUGGAGACGUAUAGCAAGGAGCAGAGCAAAUACAACGUUGGCGAUGACUGUCCUGUCUUCGAUGGUUUGUUUGAGUUCUGCGGCAUAAGUGCCGGUGGCAGCAUGGAGGGGGCAGCGCGCCUCAACCGCAAAAAGUGCGAGAUUGCGAUAAACUGGGCCGGUGGUCUGCAUCACGCAAAGAAAAGCGAAGCUUCAGGCUUUUGCUACGUCAACGAUAUUGUGCUGGGCAUCAUCGAGCUGCUGCGAUUCCACAAGCGCGUCUUGUACAUCGACAUAGACGUCCACCACGGUGACGGCGUCGAAGAAGCCUUCUACACGACAGAUCGUGUAAUGACCGUAUCCUUCCACAAGUAUGGCGAGUACUUCCCCGGUACAGGCGAGUUGCGUGAUAUUGGCGUGGGCAAGGGCAAGUAUUACGCAGUCAACUACCCGCUACGCGAUGGCAUUACGGACAAGACGUACAAGGGCGUUUUCGAACCCGUCAUCCAGGCUGUCAUGGACAACUAUAAUCCUGACGCAAUUGUGUUGCAGUGUGGAGGUGACAGCUUGUCGGGAGAUCGUCUGGGCUGUUUCAAUCUCAGUAUGAAGGGUCAUGCGAACUGUGUCAAGUUUGUCAAGUCCUUUGGAAAACCAACACUUGUUCUUGGGGGUGGUGGAUACACUAUGCGUAAUGUCGCCCGCACGUGGGCCUACGAGACGGGAGCCCUCAUCGGUAGAGAACUUGGACCGAACCUCCCUUACAAUGAUUACUACGCGUAUUUUGCGCCCGACUACGAGCUAAACGUGCAUCCGUCGAACAUGGACAACGCAAACUCGGCGGAGUACCUACGACGAGUUACUGAAGAGGUGGUUACGAACCUGCGCCAGACAGGCACUCCGUCGGUGCAAAUGCAGGACGUGCCUCGUGCGCCUCUCGGUGGGGCAAUGGACAGUGAUGCGGAGGACGAAGCAGAUGACAUGGACGCAGAUCAGAAUCCGGACACCCGAUUGACGCAACGACAAGCAGAUAAGAUGAUAGCUAGGGAUGAUGAGUUCUACGAGUCGGAAGAUGAGGAGAUGAAUGAACGCAAUGGAAUUCGUCGACAGCCGGGGCAGCAAAGGUCACGAAAUAUCGGCAUUAUGGAUUAUGAGAAUCCGCAUGCUCAGCCUGAUAUUGAUGUGGACGAGAAUGGGCAGCCAGUCGAGGUUCCAGGUAACACUGGCAAUGGCGUCAUUGGCUCAGGAUCGAGGGAGGAGAACAAGAGAAUUGCUGAUCAGAAAGCUGACGCUGCCCUCUCACCAGGCGAGUCGUCUACCGGCUCAAACUCAAAAGUAACGAAUGGAAAGCCGUCAAGAGCGAGUAGUGGUCAUCCUGAGGCGAAACCAGAGCCUGAUGGCCAAGCUGAAGCUGAAGCGGAUGAAAUGGACGUUGAUGAAGGCUCCGAAGGUGAUGACGAGCUUGAAGAGGAAGUUGAAGAUGUACCUGCUGAAGCAACAGCAGAUGUCACCGCUGUUGCCGCCUCGGAAACCACAGCUGCCACGGCGACAGCCUCAGCGGCUGCAGCGGAGACCACAACAUCAAAUUCGCCAAGACCAGGAGCUGAACUAACACCGCCCGAUUCUCCGGCUGAAGAAACGUCCAACGCGCAGUCCACGACCGUGGCCGCCCCGUCCGGCGGAGCCACGGAGGACGUCGAGAUGGCAGACGAAGAUAUGAAGGUCGAGGAUGCUCCAGAGAAGAAGGAAGGGUUGGUUGAGCAGGAGAAGGAUGAUCAGGAAGGAGAGGAAAAAACAGAAGAGGUUGCCAUGAAGGACGAGGAGUAAGCUAUCAUCAUAGCUACUGCGUCAUGAAAGCAUGAGUGAGACGCUUUAUACGAUGUGGUCUCUUUCUCAAAGCAUUACGUCAAGAUCAUAGCGUGGCGAAGCUGGCGUUAAUGCAGGCCCAAGUAGUCAGUCUGCAUCCUUUCCUGAGACACAGGCAGCACGAAGACGGACAGACUCAACCAUCAGGGCUCAUCACUGCCAUAUUUGGGUCUCGAUCUUGCAAUGACCGCAUGAGAGGUAAGAGUAAGGGUGCUCCCAACUCUUCACUCCCUCCACGUGUUUUUUUAUACUCCCUGGGUGGAUGAAAUUGUAGCGGGCGGUAUACAGCAUUUGCAAUUUGGAGUUGGGCAUGCUGGAAUGCUUGAUAUAAAGCCCAUGUACUGUAGUUAUGAGCGUUCUGCGAUUCAAUGGACACAGAAUUGAUUGUUUCCGCACA